UGCAUUCAAUACCAGAGUCUGUAGCCUACUGCAUUAUCUCGCAUCACCAGAUUUCAACAUUCACGAUGGCAACUGAGGUGGAAACCGUCCCCGAAACUGCUCCACCUGCCCCUACUGCAGAGAAAGCUAAGAAGGGUGUCAUCAGCAAAGCAAAGCCGGUGGUCGCGGGUGCCGCAUCUGCUGCAAAGAAGAAAAAGAAAAAGAAUAAGGGCGGCAAGAAGGGACAGCCGGGCAAAUACAGCCAGUUGGUCAUCGAUGCAAUCCGCACACUGGGCGAGAAAAACGGCUCAUCCUUAUUCAAAAUUUACAAGGAAGCCAAGAAAGUCAGUUGGUUCGACCAGCAAAAUGGAAGGAUGUACUUGAGGUACUCCAUUCGGGCACUGCUGCUGAACGAUACCCUCAUUCAGGUGAAGGGCUCUGGCGCCAACGGCUCAUUCAAACUCAACAAAAAGAAAUUUGAAAAGGCUGCUGCCAAGAAGAAGAGUCCAUCUAAACCAGCCAAAGCAGCCAAACCAGCCAAGGCAGCAAAGCCCGCAAAAAAACCUGCAAGCAAGACGGCGAGCAAGUCAUCCAGCGCGAAAGCGAGUCCCAAAAAGAAAGUCGCCAAGAAACCAGCGGCCAGCAAAAAGCCCGCAGCGGUCAAGACUGCACCCAAGGCGAAGAAGGCAGCAGUGAAGAAAGCCCCGAGUGCAAAAAAGACCAAGAAGACAAAGAAGUAAACCGAGAGCUUAAUGUUACCGAGGAGAAAAACGAACUGUAACAAAAUGGAGCAAAUUGGUUCAUUAUUUUUAUAUUUUUGUAUAAAACUCUUUGUUCAUUCAGGGCGCGUGUGAGCAGCGCUUAUAUCGUAUUGGUUGAAGUCUUUUGUGUGAUAACCUAUUCUACAAACCGUCAUAUAGUUGUGGUAAUUUACAUCCCGUUUAUCAAGUUAACGGAAUUACCGAUCAUGACCUUGUGUUCUCUCAGACUUGUUAAAAAUCAUUCUGUGUUUAUUCCGGACCAGUGUCAACUAGCCCUGCAGUUUACAUUCCUUUGUAUUUGUUUUGUCAAAGUGGGCGUGGCACGUAAAAUGUUAAACGACAUAGCCUACAUUUUAUACACAGUUGAUUUUUUUUUAUUAUUGUUUAUCAUCUAUCACAAAUACAAAGUUGUUGAAUAUGUUUACCUGAAUACAUAAACCUGAUCUGAAACAAAUACCAUGGCCAUGUCUUGUAAAUAAAGUAUUAACAACUGCUUAA
Alosa alosa (allis shad) is the source of this 1238-nucleotide messenger RNA. RefSeq names its product histone H1.10 (gene h1-10). Gene Ontology annotation, biological process: nucleosome assembly. Bases 66 to 719 code for a protein of 217 amino acids. NCBI's taxonomy places the organism in Eukaryota, Metazoa, Chordata, Actinopteri, Clupeiformes, Clupeidae. The transcript has a single exon. Gene Ontology annotation, cellular component: nucleosome. The record is from RefSeq and is a predicted model, not a curated record. Gene Ontology annotation, molecular function: DNA binding; structural constituent of chromatin.